Molecule: messenger RNA, 1524 nt
Organism: Pelecanus crispus (Dalmatian pelican)
Lineage: Eukaryota; Metazoa; Chordata; Aves; Pelecaniformes; Pelecanidae
Source: RefSeq, a predicted model, not a curated record
AUGUGGGAUAAACAGCCCAGGGUCUUGGUUGGUGCUCCCAAGGCAGAAUCUAAAUACAGCACCUCUGUUCAGUCCCCAGGAGCAGUGUUUAAAUGUCGAGUCCAUACCAAUCCUGAGAGAAGAUGCACAGAACUGGAUAUGGGUCGAGGCAAUUCUCGGGGCACGCUCUGUGGAAAGACCUGCAAAGAAGACAGAGAUGAUGAAUGGAUGGGCGUGAGCCUGGCUAGACAGCCAAAGGCUGGUGGAAGUGUGCUGGCCUGUGCGCACCGCUGGAAAAACAUCUACUACGAGACAGAAUACAUCCUGCCCCAUGGUUUCUGCAACAUCAUUCCCCCCAACCUGCAGCCCAAUGGGAGGAAGCUCUUGCCCUGCUAUGAAGAGUACAAGAAGAAGUAUGGGGAGGAGCAUGGCUCGUGCCAGGCGGGGAUUGCAGGCUUCUUCACCGAGGAGCUGGUCAUCAUGGGGGCACCAGGAUCUUAUUAUUGGACAGGAACUGUCAAAGUACUGAAUCUCACUGACAAUACAUAUUACAAGCUGAAUGAUGAUGCUGUGAUAGCCAGGCGGUACACGUACCUUGGAUAUGCGGUGACAGCAGGUCAUUUCUCUCAGCCAACUACCACCGACAUUGUAGGAGGAGCUCCCCAGGAUGGAGGCAUCGGAAAGGUUUAUGUUUUCAGAACAGACAGACGAUCAGGCUCUCUAAUAAAGAUUUUUCAGGCUUCAGGAAGAAAGAUGGGCUCUUACUUUGGCUCCUCCUUAUGUGCAGUUGAUCUGAACUCUGACGGGUUGUCAGACCUGCUGGUCGGAGCACCUAUGUUUUCUGAGAUCAGAGAUGAGGGUCAAGUCACAGUCUAUAUCAACAGAGGAAACGGAGUGCUGGAAGAGCAGCUCAUCCUGGGUGGUGACAGUGCCUACAACGCGCACUUUGGGGAGAGCAUGGCAGCCCUUGGUGACAUUGACGACGAUGGCUUCCCAGAUGUUGCCAUUGGAGCGCCUAAGGAGGAUAACUACAUAGGAGCAGUGUAUAUUUACCAUGGGGACGCCAGUGGUAUUGUACCUCAGUACUCUAUGAAGCUGUCUGGGCAAACAAUAAACCCGAUGCUGCAGAUGUUCGGCCAGUCCAUAUCAGGGGGAGUCGAUAUGGAUGGCAAUGGUUAUCCAGAUAUGACCGUUGGAGCCUUCUUGUCAGACAAUGUGGUACUUCUGAGAUCCAGGCCUGUCGUUACCGUGGACAUCUCCAUUUUCCUGCCUGCGUCCAUCAAUAUCACAGCUCCUCAGUGCCAUGAUGGCUCGCAACCAGUGAACUGCCUCAAUGUCACAGCAUGCUUUCGCUUCAGUGGCAAGCGUGUUCCUGGAGAAAUAGGUUUGAAUUAUAACUUGACUGCUGAUGUGGCAAAGAAGGAAAAGAGCCAGCAACCCAGAGUUUACUUUGUGACUUCUGGAGAGACAGUGGGGCAGAUCACAGAGAAGUUACAACUGUCAUACAUGCAGGAAAAGUGCGAGCAUUACCUAGCAUAUGUCAAG